AUGCCGAGCCGGAGAAAUGAUCAGGAAGAGGUUGUGGAUGGGGAGAUGAAGAUGACGAAGCUGGAGAGCUGCCACCUGUAGCCAUUCGGCUACCCUGCCAGGGUGGGGAGAUUUCACCCUGUCAAGGUCACCCUGGAAGACUACGCUGCAGGCUUGACCCAAUGGCAGGGUGGGUACCCUGCCAGGGUACUGAUCCCACACCCUGUACGUACCCUGCCACUCAGGGACCCUGGUAGGGUGCACACCCUGGGAAAUACCUGUGAAGACCGUGUCAGCCAAGCGGUACUGACGGGGCCGAAAAUUAGGAU
Messenger RNA from Ectocarpus sp. CCAP 1310/34, 308 nucleotides. The record is from the annotation of a GenBank genome assembly. Lineage: Eukaryota; Phaeophyceae; Ectocarpales; Ectocarpaceae.